AUUGAAGUUGAAGGAACUUUCUCUGCAACCUCUCCGAUUUCUUCUACGCGUUUCAUUUCUCACUGUAUAAAUUCUUCUCAUCAAUCACUGUCCGUUUCAGUGAUUUCCUCUCUAGUUUCAUCCGGUUUCUCGCAUAGGAAUUGGCAGAGUUCCGAUUUUUCUGAUUUUUUGUUGAUUUUCUCAGGCCGAUCUCUUCCUGGGUUUUGUUUUUCGUCGAUUUUCUUAUCUGGGUAUUCGCCAAGGUUUGAUUUUUUUCUCACCUCCAUCGGAUUUUCUCGGCACCCAAACAAGGGUUUGGUCAUACACAACUCAGAGAAAACUAAACCAUGGCUCGCUGUAGCAACAACCUUGUCGGAAUCCUAAACUUCGUCAUCUUCCUCCUCUCGAUUCCGAUCCUCGCCGGAGGAAUCUGGCUCAGCCAAAAGGGUUCGACCGAGUGCGAACGGUUCCUGGACAAGCCCGUGAUUGCACUCGGAGUCUUCCUCAUGAUCGUAUCCAUCGCGGGACUCGUCGGCGCGUGUUGCAGAGUGACGUGGCUUCUCUGGGUUUACCUCUUCGUGAUGUUCGUCUUGAUCUUGCUCGUCUUCUGCUUCACCGUCUUCGCCUUCGUCGUCACGAACAAAGGAGCUGGAGAGACUUUAGCGAACAGAGGGUACAAAGAAUACAGGCUCGGAGAUUACUCUAACUGGUUGCAGAAGCGAGUGAACAGCGGCAAGAACUGGAACAAGAUCAGGAGCUGCCUUGUCGAUAGCAAGGUCUGUUCCAAGUUCGAAUCCAAGUUUGUUGGUGAGGCCGUGGACGAUUUCUACAAGGAGCACCUCUCCGCUCUUCAGUCCGGUUGCUGCAAGCCAUCCAACGACUGUGGAUUCACAUACGUGAGCCCUACGAACUGGACAAGAACCGGAGGAACGCAUUCAAACCCGGACUGCGCAUUGUGGGACAACAGAUCGGACAAGCUCUGUUUCGACUGCCAAUCAUGCAAGGCCGGUCUGCUCGACAACAUCAAGAGCGCCUGGAAGAAAGUGGCGGUCGUAAACAUCGUCUUCCUCGUGUUCCUCGUCAUCGUCUACUCUGUCGGAUGCUGCGCCUUCAGGAACAACAGGAGGGACGAUACUUACAGUCGUAGCUAUGGUUACAAGCCUUGAAGACAGAUAGAGAGAGAGUCUCUCUUCUCUGGUGGUUUGAGCUCUUUCAUUAGGACACAGAGAGAGAGAGUGAGUGAGCGAAUGACCAUAUCUUGUUUCCUAUGUUUUGAUGUUUUUCUUUUUGUGUUUGUACAGGUGUUUUUACUAUGCAUUUGUGGUGUUUCUUUUCCUUAGACUUUGAAUAAUUAUGAUACCGAUAUGGUAAGGUUCAUAUAAAUAUAAUCUCCCUUGGAAGAUGUC
Molecule: messenger RNA, 1385 nt
Organism: Tarenaya hassleriana
Lineage: Eukaryota; Viridiplantae; Streptophyta; Magnoliopsida; Brassicales; Cleomaceae
Product: tetraspanin-8
Exons: 2
Coding region: 327-1145 (272 amino acids)
Biological process (GO): auxin-activated signaling pathway
Cellular component (GO): plasma membrane; plasmodesma
Source: RefSeq, a predicted model, not a curated record